CUCUCUCUCUCUCUCUCUCUCUCUCAAAAGAAAUUAUCGCAAACGACAGAAGUCUCUACUCCAUAGCAUCUUCAUGGACGACUUGUGGGUGCACAUCAUCUCAGCAUCCUUCGUCCUCUUCCUUCUCUUCUUGUUCAAAUUGCAGAGAAGCAACAAGAGGAAUCUCCCACCCAGCCCACCUUCACUUCCUAUCAUCGGCCACCUCCUCCUUAUCAAAGAGCCGGUCCACCGAACCCUCCAGUCUCUCUCCGACCGCUACGGCCCGGUCCUCUCCCUCUCCUUCGGCUCCCGCUCUGUGGUCGUCAUAUCCUCCCUGUCCUCGGCCGAGGAGUGCUUUACCAGGAAUGACAUCAUCCUUGCCAACCGCCCCCGCUUGCUCUCCUCCGAGAUUAUGCUCUACGGCAACACCACCAUCGGCUCCACCUCCUACGGCCCCCACUGGCUCAACCUCCGCCGCCUCACCCUCAAAAUCCUUUCCCCCCACCACCUUGCUGGCUCCCUCGCCGUCCGGCUGGAGGAAUUGAGGCUCCUCGUGAAGAGCCUCCAUGAGGUCGCCAUGGCAGCAGCAGGGAGCGGCGGUUUCGCGAGGGUGGAGCUGAGGUCGAGGCUGCAAGAGCUGUCCUUCAACAUCAUCAUGAGGAUGAUCUCUGGGAAGCGCUACCUUGGGGCUACUGUCGAUGCAGGCGACGCCGAGGUGGGCAUACGGUUUUUAGAGGUGAUAAGCGAGCAUUUCGAGCUGAGCGGGACGGACCCGAGCGAUUUCUUAUCAGCAUUGAGGAUGGUGGCGGACUUCAAGGGGAGAGAGAGGAGGAUGGAGGACGUUGCCAAGAGGGCUGAUGUGAUCUUGCAGGGCCUGAUAGACGAGCUCAGGUCGAGAAUGAAGAGAAGCAACGGUGGCCGAGAGGUGGAGAGCAAGACGAUGAUCGAUUCCAUGCUGUUGGAGGGCUACUCGGACGAUAUCAUCAAAGGCCAUAUCCUGUCAUUGCUAAUUGCAGGCACGGACACAAGUGCAGUGACAAUAGAAUGGAUUAUGUCCCUCCUACUCAACCAUCCGAAUGUCAUGAAAAAAGCUCAAGUAGAAUUGGACGAAGUUGUUGGCCGAGACCGUCUACCUAAUGAAACAGACAUCCACAAGCUACCUUGCCUUCACAACAUCAUCAACGAGGCAUUCCGAUUGUUUCCACCGGCACCUCUCUUAGUGCCUCAUGAGUCUGCUGAGGACUGCACAAUUGGCGGGUUCAAUGUGCCCCGAGGCACCAUGAUCCUGGUAAAUGUAUGGACAAUUCAUAGAGACGCAAAUGUGUGGGACGAUCCCACAAGUUUUAAACCUGAGAGGUAUGAGGGACUGAAAGGGGAUCAAGCGUACCGUUUGUUGCCAUUUGGGAUGGGAAGGAGGAGUUGUCCCGGUGCUGGCCUUGCCAAUAAAGCGGUGAGUUUGGCUCUAGCGGCGCUUAUUCAGUGCUUCGAGUGGGAACGAGUUGGUGAAGAGCCAGUGGACUUGUCUGAGGGGACGGGACUCACAAUGCCCAAGAGAGAGCCAUUGGAGGCUAUGUGCAAAGCGCGCGGAUGCAUGAUUGCCAAUGUUCUUGCACAACUUUGAGAAGGCUGCUCUUCAGUGAAUUUAUUUUGGUGAUGUUCCACCGACAUAAUGUUUAUGAACUAAUGUGCAAUAAAAAAGUAAAAUGGUAGGAAUAAAAUGAGGUGGAAAUGAAUGGAGGUAAAAUAAACUCAAAUUAAGAGUGGAAUGGAAUAAGAAUUCUAGCUGUUGUGUCUGAUGAUAAUGUAUUAAUGAAAUGCCCAUUCAGAUGGACUUUCGGUAGGUCUUUGAAUGGUCUCAGAAUACUUUAGACCAUUUGUAUUGUAAGAUGAUAUGUGUGUUUGAAGUCAAGACUUGCUAUUAACUAGAGUUGCUAGGUGAUUGUCA
This is a messenger RNA of Eucalyptus grandis, 1924 nucleotides long. RefSeq names its product isoflavone 3'-hydroxylase. Gene Ontology annotation, molecular function: monooxygenase activity; iron ion binding; oxidoreductase activity, acting on paired donors, with incorporation or reduction of molecular oxygen. Lineage: Eukaryota; Viridiplantae; Streptophyta; Magnoliopsida; Myrtales; Myrtaceae. Bases 74 to 1600 code for a protein of 508 amino acids. The transcript has 2 exons. The record is from RefSeq and is a predicted model, not a curated record.